Molecule: messenger RNA, 1412 nt
Organism: Dentiscutata erythropus
Lineage: Eukaryota; Fungi; Glomeromycota; Glomeromycetes; Diversisporales; Gigasporaceae
Source: the annotation of a GenBank genome assembly
UUGCUCAUGAACAUGCUGCUGAUUUAACAGGCGAUAUCGGAGCAACUGAUGAUCCAAUUGAUGGAACUCUUUGGGCCCAUAUAAUAUUCAUGUCUUUAGCCUUUGGUAUUAUAUUUCCAAUUGGCAUGGUAUUGGGCUUUUCCCGUUCUCGUUAUCAUGUUCCUAUUCAACUCGUAGGAACCUUCUUAGCUACAUUAGGUUUCUUUCUUGGUCACGCUCACGAAGGUCGUCAAUUUGCUGGUGACACAGCACAUGCUUCAUACGCAUCUUACAUCAUGAUUCUACUAAUGUCACAAGUUUGUCUUGGUUUAUACCUUAAAUGUCAUUUUGAAAAUGGCGUAAAUGAGUGGAUUAGGCCUAUGAGCGUUAAGUUUCAUAGAGUAAUUGGUAUUUGUAUGCCAGUUGUUGGAUAUAUACAAAUGGUUUUGGGUGCUAUUACCGCUACUGGAUGGUGUAGAGGAGCCAAAUUAGGGCAAUGUCUUGCACAUUUCAUAAUGGGAUCCUCAUUCAUUGCACAUGGAAUAUUAUUAAUACUUGUCAUGAGAUUUUCUUCAGAAUGGUUACGCCGUAAAGGAAAAUUGCAAGAUUAUUACGAUAGUUGGGUUAUUAUGAUUUGGGGAUUUAUAAAUACAUUUUUGGAACAUAGAUGGGGAACAAGUUGGACUACUGGUGAUAUACAACACACGCUUGUAGGCAUAAUGUGGUGGUCAGGUGGCCUACUCGGUAUCUAUCUAUCCCGUAAAAGCAUAAAACGAAAUAUCAUUCCAUCGUUAAUAAUAAUAUUCACCGGCUAUAUCCUGAGUCAACAACCUCAGACAUUAGACAUAUCAUCAGAAAUUCACAGAUUAUUUGGAUUUACCUUAAUGGGUGCUGGCAUUGCGCGAUUGAUUGAAGUUUGUUUUUUGGUCGUAGAGAAACCAAUCACGCCAUUUAGAAGUUUAUGUCCUUUUUUAUUGAUAAUUUCCGGUCUCCUUUUUAUGGGUGCACACGAAGAUCAAGUUCUAUACCUUUCUACAAAUGGUAUUGACGCAUAUUCAUAUGCACUCAUUCAACUUACAAUAGCAUUUUUUAUAUUCUUUGCUGUGAAUUUAAUGAUUGAUAUAUAUUGGAUGUCGGGUAAGAAUGAUGGAGAACCCAAAUAUGAGAUUAUUGGAAAUGUGACAAAUGAAAAUGAUCUUAAUAGUUCAAGGGGUAACAAAGGAAAGAAUGAACCAAAUAGAGAUGUUUUAGAAGGUAGAAACGGAAUGGAUGGUGGUGAUGGAGGUAGAGGAAGAUUUACAAGUAGAAAUUCAAGUUUUAUAGAUGAUGAAAUUGAAAAAAAAUCUGAUGGAUUUGUGGUAAAUUAUUUAUUGGUUGGUCAACAUGCUGAUGAGAAAUCACAAGAUGGUGAUGAAAGGACGGAUGAGAUGUGA